AUGGCUCUCCACUUCAUCCUAUCCCUUUUUGGUGUUUUUGGUGCCGCCGCCAUAAUCCUCCUCCUCCUCCUCCUCCUCCUCCUUCUUCUUCUUCUUCUUCUUCUUCUUCUUCUUCAACGGCUUUUGUUCCAACUCCACUUAUGGACUUCUUUUCAAACUUUCUUUUCUGGGGCUUCUUCGAGAGGACUUCUCAAAACUUUCUCUGAAGAGGAAACUUGCCCUCUUGUUACCCAUGCAUCCUUCACUUAUGGGCAAACGAUGCCUGCCUUUUCAGCAGGGAGAGAGAAAACGAACCUCUUUUCUCUAAGCUUCUAUCUAUCUAUUUCAAUCUCAAUUAUCUAUUUAUCUAUCUCUGUUCAUAUAUCUCUCUAUCUCUUUUUAUCUAUCUAUUUUAAUCUCCAUCAUCUAUUUAUCUAUCUCUGUUCAUAUCUAUCUAUCUAUCUAUCUAUCUAUCUAUCUAUCUAUCUAUCUAUCUAUCUAUUGGGAUCAAAGGGUGAUCGGAAUCCGACAGGAGGAUAG
Acanthosepion pharaonis is the source of this 519-nucleotide messenger RNA. Lineage: Eukaryota; Metazoa; Mollusca; Cephalopoda; Sepiida; Sepiidae. The record is from the annotation of a GenBank genome assembly.